UGUAGCUUCCACGAGUAUUCAAGAUUACAAACGCCUCCAUAAAAUGCAAGUCUCUAUAUAUACGAUCCAUACCUCAUCAUCAUCCAAAUCACUCGUUGCUAUCUCCAAAGUCCCAGCACACCCAUUUCCGUUCUUUGUCCUUGAUGGGUUUAGUCUUUGGAAAAAUAACCGUUGAGACAGCAAAAUAUGAAGUGAUCAAAUCCACAAGUGAGUACGAAAUCCGUAAGUAUGCACCAUCAGUAGUGGCUGAAGUCACAUAUGACCCUUCACAGUUCAAGGGAAACAAAGAUGGUGGCUUUAUGAUUUUGGCCAAUUACAUUGGCGCUGUGGGGAAGCCCCAGAACACCAAGCCUGAAAAGAUUGCCAUGACUGCACCGGUCAUAACAAAGGACAGUGUUGGUGGUGGUGGCAGUGAUGGUGAGAAGAUUGCUAUGACCGCUCCAGUUGUGACGAAGGAGGGUGGCGGUGAAGGUGAAGAAGGGAAGAGGAACAAGAUGGUGACUAUGCAGUUUGUUUUGCCUGCUGUGUAUGGGAAGGCCGAGGAGGCGCCUAAGCCGACCGAUGAGAGGGUUGUGAUCAGAGAAGAGGGUUUGAGGAAGUAUGGGGUGGUGAAGUUCGGAGGAGUGGCGUCGGAGCAGGUGGUGAGGGAGAGGGUGGAGAAGCUGAGGGAGAGUUUGGAGAAAGAUGGGUUUAAGGUUGUUGGAGAUUUCUUGUUGGGGAGGUACAACCCUCCUUGGACAAUUCCUGCGUUCAGGACCAACGAGGUUAUGAUCCCAGUCGAAUGAACUCGAAGGGUGUUACUUAAUGAAUAAUGAUAUACAGAUUUCAGUGCUUUCUGUUACUUCUGCAUGAUGUUAAGUUUUAUUGUUGUUAAGAAGUUGUUGUAGUGCUGCUUCUUCUUGUUAUGUUUAAAUUAAAUACACAUAAUGAAUGUUUUUGAUGUGCCAGGUUUUUGUUCA
This is a messenger RNA of Glycine soja, 959 nucleotides long. Its product is annotated as heme-binding protein 1-like. NCBI's taxonomy places the organism in Eukaryota, Viridiplantae, Streptophyta, Magnoliopsida, Fabales, Fabaceae. The coding region runs from base 144 to 785 and encodes 213 amino acids. The record is from RefSeq and is a predicted model, not a curated record. The transcript has a single exon.